Dendronephthya gigantea is the source of this 2052-nucleotide messenger RNA. RefSeq names its product angiotensin-converting enzyme-like. The record is from RefSeq and is a predicted model, not a curated record. The transcript is spliced from 6 exons. Gene Ontology annotation, molecular function: metallopeptidase activity; peptidyl-dipeptidase activity. The coding region runs from base 239 to 1933 and encodes 564 amino acids. Gene Ontology annotation, cellular component: membrane. Gene Ontology annotation, biological process: proteolysis. Lineage: Eukaryota; Metazoa; Cnidaria; Anthozoa; Malacalcyonacea; Nephtheidae.
CUUGGUGGUAACUAUUACCUUAUAUCUUUCGGUUCUUUACAAUUCUGGAGCCGGAGCAGCUAUUAAUCAAGCUGAGCAGACAAAAGCCGAGGCUUUCCUCGAGUAUUACAACGCUUCAAUACUGCAAUGGAAUAACAAAAGGUUCACAGCUUUGUGGAACGAGGCAACCAACAUAACGAAGCACAAUCGGGAAGUUACGAUCAACACAAGUUUAGAAUUUGCAGCAUUUGAGACCUCUAUGCGUAAAAAAGCAUCGCAGUUUAAUAUCAGUCAACUGGAAGAGGAUACGGCACGCCAGUUAAAGCUUAUCACAUUUUCUACUCAAUUAAAGAACGCGACCGAACUCAAACAAAAGGAGGCACUAGCAGCUGAAAUGAACACCAUUUAUAGCACAGCAAAAGUCGGCAAUAACUCACUUAUGCCUCAUUUGGUUAGAUUAAUGGCAAAUUCACGUGACUAUAACGAACUUCUCCACAGUUGGUGGGGGUGGCGCAAUGAGUCCGGAAGAAAAAUGAGACAGAUUUACAAGGAAUACAUAGGUUUAACGAAUAAAGGUGCAAAAGAGAAUGGUUACACUGACCGUGGGGAAGCGUGGCGUUUGGCUUACGAAGUUGACAACUUUGCUACUUUGGUGGAGCAGUUAUGGAAAGAAUUGAAGCCAUUUUAUAUAGAAAUCCAUGCUUAUGUGCGGUACAAGUUAGCAAAGGCUUAUCCAGGCAAAGUUUCCGAAAAAGAUUAUAUUGAAGCCCACUUGUUGGGAAAUAUGUGGGCGCAAAACUGGGUGAAUAUAUUCGAUAUAGUUAUGCCUUACGAAAACAAAUCCAACCUGGACGUAACGUCGAAUUUGAAACUGGAUAGUCGGUAUAACACUCCUAAGAACCUGACGCGAUUGGCUGAAUCGUUCUUUGUGUCUCUCGGAUUAAAAGAACUGCCUCAAAGUUUUUACGAAAAAUCGAUGUUACAGAAACCGAAAGAUCGCGAAGUAGUAUGCCAUGCAUCAGCGUGGGAUUUCAAUUUGUACAAGGAUGUCAGAAUCAAGCAAUGUGUUGAAAUAACACAUAAUCAUUUGGUAACACUUCACCAUGAACUCGGCCAUGUACAAUACUUUCUUCAGUACUGGGAUUUACCUGGAGUCUAUCGCACAGGAGUGAACCCGGGAUUUCAUGAAGCCGUUGGAGACUUGAUGUCGCUCUCUGUCGACACUACCACUCACUUAGAAAUACUUGGUUUGUUGAAAAACUAUACAAGUGACGAAGAGUCUGAUAUUAACGUCUUGAUGAAGAUGGCUUUGCGAAAAAUAGCGUUUCUACCAUUCGGUUAUCUUAUUGACCAAUGGCGAUGGAAAGUUUUCAGUGGUGAAAUCAGCGAGAGGUCUUACAAUGUAAAAUGGUGGAACCUGAGAAAAAAAUUUCAAGGUAUUAAACCUCCUGUGCCAAGAAGUGAAGACGACUUUGAUCCUGGCGCUAAAUUCCAUAUUCCUAAAGAUGUACCAUAUAUUAGGUAUUUCGUAAGCGCCAUCUUACAGUUCCAAUUUCACAAGGCAGCGUGCGAUGCCGCUCAAUUCAAAGGGCCUUUAUUUAAGUGCUCUAUAUAUAAAUCCAAGGAAGCAGGGGAAAAGAUUGCAGCCAUGCUGGCGAUGGGUAAAAGUAAACCAUGGCCGCAUGCCUUGGAGAAAAUGACAGGAAGUAAAGAAAUGUCCGUUGCCCCAAUAAAAGAAUAUUUUCAACCACUCCAAGACUGGCUGGUGAAAGAGAGAUGUAGCAAGAAGUAUUACAUAGGUUGGCCUGGGCAGCCUGCUGAUGGUGCCAAAGAAUGCAAAACUUCCACCGCAGAGCCAACCAUACAAGAAAACAGUGGGCGUGCACUACAAAAUUGCUUUCCGAGUUUUUUGCUUACCUUAACCGGCUUACUCCAUUUAGUGGCUUGGAUGUAACAAUGGAAAAACCAAAGAAUAAUUCCGUUUAAUAACUUAGUGGACGAAGGCUUGUACCAACUAGUUUACUGUAUAUAUAUAUAUAUAUGGUGAAUAGAAUGCAUACCAAGCAUACCAUA